This is a messenger RNA of Prunus armeniaca (apricot), 1554 nucleotides long. The record is from the annotation of a GenBank genome assembly. Lineage: Eukaryota; Viridiplantae; Streptophyta; Magnoliopsida; Rosales; Rosaceae.
AUGAAUGUUGAACUUGCUGACUCGAUAAGCAAAAGAGGAAUAUUCAGCGUGCAGCAACUAUUGUAUCUCCCCAAGGCAACUUUGCAGAGCAUGAUUGGAAAAUUUCCUACUUCAAAAUUGUAUCAGCGGAAAGUCUCGCUCUUUAGACAUCACACUGGUGAACACCAAUUUCGGGCAAGAAAGUGGAACACCUCAACAUGGGAAUUAUAUGCUCUCAUAAGAGAGUAUCUUUCUCUGAUCACUUGGUUAUUCACAUGGAGUUACCAUCAGCUAUGGACAAGAAAAUGGAAGGCGGCUGAAGAUAAAGCAAGGGCUAGGGGGGGGGAGACAAACACUAUACUGAAUAUUUUGCAGCCAAGGGAGUCAAUAAGAAGAAAAGGGAGGAAAUUGACUGCUGGCUUCUCAAAUCCAUUGGUAGUGAACACCCUUCUGGGUAACUUGAAGCCUGCUAAAUCACUAAUGCUGAAUUCAUGGCAACUCAAGUACCUAAAGGUGGAAACUCGGUUUGGUUUGCUAGCAGAAGUCUGCCUGGCUUUUCUUCUUUUCCCUAUAUUAAGAGGUCUGGGUUUAUUUCGGUUGCUUGGCAUCCAGUUUGAAGCUUUUAUAUGGGAAUGGCAGAUAUACCUUGCUGGGGAGAUCUGUCUGGUCACAGGGUUAGUGAUUUGGAUCACAUCACUUCCUCAAAUAAGGAGAAAACAGUUUGAAAUAUUUUACUACACACACCAUCUCUACAUGGUUUUUCUGGUAUUCUUCUUGUUUCAUGCUGGAGACCGUCACUUCUACAUGGUUUUCCCUGGAAUUUUUCUGUUUGGCCUUGACAAGCUCCUUCUAAUCAUACAAUCUAGACCCGAAACAUGCAUUCUUUCGGCACGAAUCUUCCCCUCCAAAGCUAUAGAGCUUAUUCUACCAAAAGAUCCCGGGCCCAAGUAUACACCAACAAGCAUUAUAUUUGUGAAGGUACCAAGUAUAUCCAAAUAUGAGUGGCACUCAUUUAGCAUUACUUCCAUCUCUAGGGUUGAUGACAACACAAUAUCUAUAAUGAUCAAAUCCGAAGGAUCGUGGACAAGUUCUCUCUCCCAUAUGAUCCAAACUAGGCAAGAGUCGGAUGGCGAUCAGACGAAGUACAUACCUAUUGCAGUAGAAGGCCCUUAUGGACCUGUCUCCAUGGACUUCCUAAGUGCCCAUGACAUGCCCAAGAAAUUCCCAAGGCAGCUUGCUUCGAAAUCUGUCCACAACACAGCCUGUGCACACCUUGCUUCAACAUCUGUCAUCAACAUGGCUAUGAGAGGCUUGUCGAACCGGGUGCGCACAUGUGCCAUGACAAAAGCAUCAAACUAUCUCUUGGUUCCAUCUCUCACUUUCUCUUCACUCUCCCGUUGCUCAGCUCUCACUUUCUCGUCUCUUGUUGCUCAGCUCUCACUCUCACUGUCGUUGCUCAGCUCUCACUCUCUCUUCUCUCUUCUCUCUUCCUCUCCCAGCGGAAUCUGUUCAUCGAAGCUCAACUCCAUCGUUCACCUCCAACAGGGGUUUGUUCGAAAUUGGUUUAGGGUUUAG